AAACCAAUCUCAAAACACAAAAAAUAUUAUUUUAUUUUGUUUACCUAACUAUAACUAAACACCAUUAGUCCUAAAAUAAAAUAAUAACGAAGUGAAUUAAAUUUUUAUUUAACCACCAUUAUUGUCUGGGUAAAAAUCAUCUUAACAUGAUUGAUGCAAAAUCAAAAAUCGUAUCCUUCUUUAUUUUCAACUCCAAUUUUGGACCAAAAGAAGGGGAGGAACACAAGAAGAUACUGUUCUACCACCCUAAUGAAGUAACCUUAGAUGCUAGAAAAAUACAAGUAGGGCUUUGCGAAGCUGUGAUCAAGUUCAUGUCAACAUUCUCAUCUGAGCCUUGUGAAGCUCUACAGACACAAACAAAGAGAUACAUUUUCUAUCAACCAGAAAAAGAUUAUUGGAUGGUAUUGAUUGUUCAGAUACCAUACACUACCAAAUCUCUGUCUUCUGUGGGAGACACUAAAAAUGAUACAGUGGAGCCCACCGUGAUGUAUGAUGUACUCAUUUCAGCAUACAACAUGUUCAAGCUCUUCUUAGGACAGUUUUCAGACAUUCCCAUAGAAGACUUAUAUGAUAAAUGUGAACAUUUCUUUACACCAUACAUAACUUCAAAGAGUAUCUUACACGAUAUUUCAGACAUAAUAAAAGGGAUCAACUAUCUGCCGCUGGACAAGAAUUCUUUCUUCAAAGUAUUAUGCUUUAUAGACUUAAUUGAGGUCACUUACCCUGACUUCAAAUGUGCCUCAUUUGUCUAUAAUGACCAACUAAUUUGGAAUGGCCUAGCAUCAAAAGACAUGCUAACACUGUACCAGUACCUGGUCCAAACAUUGCUACCGGAACAAGUGGAGAAGGAGAUCCAGGGGGGCGCGGUGGCCGCGGCGCAGAGGCACGGCCGCUUCAUCAGCCCGCCGGAGGGAAUCCGGACCAAGGAAGACCUGCUGAAGCUCAACAAAGUGUACCUGAGGAGAGAGGGGGACAGCGAGACCAAGCAGUAUUACCUGGUCAUCUAUAGGACCUUGAGCGCUACCGUCUGUUUUACUGUUGAUGUGAACACAACCCUAGAGCUGGACUCCUUCCGAGCCCUAGACGCCACCAUCGGGCCGCAGCUGUCCGCCAUCGCGUCCGCCGUCAGCGAGCAGGUGGCGCUGACGGCGCUGCAGAACGCACAGCUCGCGGGGGCUGAGGCCAAGUUCCUCUACUACAACAGGCUCAACCUGGCGUUUAAGACCUCGUCACCAACAAAUAAAUUGAUUCCAUCAACUGCAGUAAAGCCGGAAGUACUGAGUAUUAUCGCUGGCAUUCAUGCAGAUAAGAAAAGUUUGGGCAGUUAUGGAGAAAUAAUAAUCAAGACUCCUGAUGAAUACUGGAUAACUGGGAAAACUUCCAACGAACGAGAGUUUUACGUGAUCAUCCAACAGAAAAGCGCCAACUUAAAAGAAAUUGCAGAUGACGUGAAAAGGAUAUGCGAGGCUCAAAUGAAGGGCAUAUUCUUUUAUCCAACCUAAUAUGUGAUAAGAUUAAAUAUUUUAACUGUUGUUCAUAUUAUUGUUAUUUAUGCAAAUCAUGCAAUCUGUCAUAGAUCUAUUAAAAUAAAAGAUAUAUUUAAAAUUUA
Plutella xylostella (diamondback moth) is the source of this 1609-nucleotide messenger RNA. It is a transcript of the gene Ccz1, whose product is annotated as vacuolar fusion protein CCZ1. Gene Ontology annotation, biological process: vesicle-mediated transport. Gene Ontology annotation, cellular component: intracellular membrane-bounded organelle; Mon1-Ccz1 complex. Lineage: Eukaryota; Metazoa; Arthropoda; Insecta; Lepidoptera; Plutellidae. The record is from RefSeq and is a predicted model, not a curated record.